CCAUUCCGUGUACGGACUUUUCUUGCUUCAGUUAUUGCCCGGUGGUUAAUUAAAUCCUAAAUUAUAGCAAUCAUGUUAGUGGCACGCGGGUAAAGAAAAUUCGAAUUUUUGUUUGCUCUCCUCACACCGUAGAACCGUGAUCUGCUUUUCCCACCGCAUCAUUUUCCUUCUUCUCCGACCUGCGUUGUCGACGGACCCGACCCGGUAGUUAACCUCCUACAGAUAUGGCAGCGUUCUUUUUUCUCCUCUCUUUUCCAAACGUGCUUACUUCUCGGAUUAAACUACUCUCAUCACACCAUCAUUCUGUUUAGACACCGAUCCAUUGUCGAAGAUACUAAGCGCCAGAUUACCAAAUCCCGGUUCUGGUGAUCAUAUCUGUUUUACAAGCACACAACUUAAACACAAUAAUCAUCUUUGACAUAUCCUGAUAUUCAAGUUUUUGCACAACCUUGAAACUGGGAAAAAGAGAAGAUAUAAUAAAUUUGUGACAUUCUAAAAAACGAUGAAGGGGAUUGGGUCAUGGACGUGUGUUGAUGCUAAGGAUGCCGAAAAACAAGUCAGCAUAAAAAACGAUGAAGGGGAUCAGGUUUGACCGGGAACUCAAUGUUUUCAUUAAUAAAACUUUAUGUUCGGAAUCCUCUUCAGACUCCCAGUACGAAACCAAGAUAUAGGAUGGGAAGAUCUUUCAAAGUAUAAGUAUACACAUUAUCAAACUCAAACUAUCCACGCAUCUUGGAAAGUUUAGCAUUAACAAGAAGAAAAGGUGAGCGACGCUAUAUUAGUGUUAUUGUGCCAGAGCACAACCAGGUGGAUCAUUGUGUCUUGACAUAUAAGGCAGUGCUGGCAUGUGAAAGUUUGAUUCCUAACUUUCAAAAUUAAUUUCUACUUAUUAUAGUUCAUUCAUUGAAGCUUGCUUGAAGUAAGUAUUUGACCCCUUAUUAUAAUAUAAGCAAUCUUUUUGAUUAUGACAAAUACCACUUAUAUACCUUCAAGUUUGUUGUUUUCGUCAAGAUAAUGACCACGCUGAGAUGUCUAACAGUCUAAUGCUGGCGGAGCAAGCAUCAAAACGGGGAGCCAAAAUUUUGAUGCCAACUUUCAAUGAUGUUAGUGAAGAAUUUGCAAUGUGAAGAUGGUGUCUGUGUUAUGCUUACAGGGAGAGUUGAAGCUGGUGGCAGGGAGAUUGAGCGACCAUAAACCAACUGCAUUUUCCCAUACAAUGGCGAGGAUACUGCAGGUAUACUUGAAGUUUCAUGACUACUGCUCACCAGCAGUAGUAACCGGAAAAAACCAGCAGAAGAUCACUCUACAUAGCUGCCGAACAGAAUUUCUUUUCCCAUUUGCAGAAAACCAGAAACUAGCACCAGAACAAUCCAGACAGACCUCCAGGAUCACAUGCACAAAGGAUCAUCACAGCAGGGUUCCAGAACAGGGCAGUCAAACUGUCCGGCCUGAAUACAAACACCAGAGUUUGUAAGCACUGAUCAGAAAUCUCGGGGUGAGCCAGGGUCGAACCCAGGACCUGGGACGACAGAGGAUGAACUCUUAACCACUGAGCUAUCCAACCGUGCUCUAUUCUAGGCGACUUAAAUUUUGUGAAAGAAGAUAAACAUUUUGUAUGGUCUGCCACAACUAGAUUUAUAGAGUUCAAUCUGAAGACAAGAGAACUAAUAGGAUGAGGAACAGACAGAAGUGAGAAUUUUUAUUGACGUAGCCAAAUGUUUUUGUAGUGUCACUGUUAUACCUAUAUACAGCUGAGAGUGUCUUUCUGAAUGUUACAAUUUUUUUUAUUUAGAAUUUCAUAUAUUUUGCUUUUUCCAAGAUGAAAAGAAACGCAAGAAAUAUGUUAAAUGGAGGAAAUUAUGUUUG
Daucus carota subsp. sativus is the source of this 1866-nucleotide messenger RNA. RefSeq lists its product as uncharacterized. The record is from RefSeq and is a predicted model, not a curated record. Gene Ontology annotation, cellular component: RNA polymerase III complex. Gene Ontology annotation, biological process: transcription initiation at RNA polymerase III promoter. Gene Ontology annotation, molecular function: nucleotide binding. NCBI's taxonomy places the organism in Eukaryota, Viridiplantae, Streptophyta, Magnoliopsida, Apiales, Apiaceae. The coding region runs from base 1130 to 1474 and encodes 114 amino acids. The transcript has 9 exons.